Molecule: messenger RNA, 526 nt
Organism: Panicum hallii
Lineage: Eukaryota; Viridiplantae; Streptophyta; Magnoliopsida; Poales; Poaceae
Product: 40S ribosomal protein S29
Exons: 3
Coding region: 96-266 (56 amino acids)
Biological process (GO): translation
Cellular component (GO): cytosolic small ribosomal subunit; ribosome
Molecular function (GO): structural constituent of ribosome; zinc ion binding
Source: RefSeq, a predicted model, not a curated record
UCGCGCCGCCGCUUCUACGCCUCCCCAUCUCUCUCGUCCUCCCGCGCCGCCGCCGCCGAGAAGGAAGGAAGAGGAGGAGGAAGGAGCAGGCGGAGAUGGGCCACUCCAACGUCUGGAACUCGCACCCCAAGAACUACGGGCCCGGCUCCCGCGUCUGCCGGGUGUGUGCGAACCCCCAUGGACUGAUCAGGAAGUAUGGGCUCAUGUGCUGCAGGCAGUGCUUCCGCAGCAACGCCAAGGACAUCGGCUUCAUCAAGUACCGCUGAAGACAUUGCCUUGCUGGUGUUGAGAACUUCACCUGGGUCAAAAAAGAAAUGGAUCCUUCAAUAGAAGGCUCAAUUUAUGUGCUUUAGCUUUUUGUUCAGACUUGAGACUGAUGUGCUAGUGAACUACUUGUUAAAGUUUUGAUGGGUACUAUAUGCCUGUUGCACUAAUUAUAAUUAAGUGAUUGAAGUAUUUUGUUAUGUUUGAUAUCUGGUGUACUCAACCUUCUUGUAUUGAUGCCGUCCAAGCUAUUGUACUGCCA